Molecule: messenger RNA, 549 nt
Organism: Hirsutella rhossiliensis
Lineage: Eukaryota; Fungi; Ascomycota; Sordariomycetes; Hypocreales; Ophiocordycipitaceae
Product: ORMDL family domain-containing protein
Exons: 3
Coding region: 1-549 (182 amino acids)
Biological process (GO): intracellular sphingolipid homeostasis; negative regulation of ceramide biosynthetic process; ceramide metabolic process
Cellular component (GO): endoplasmic reticulum membrane
Source: RefSeq, a predicted model, not a curated record
AUGGCCGACCGCGACAACGGCGCUCGCCGGAGGAGAUCUAGCAGCAUCCUUCAAGUCUACCACGAGCCCCCCGAGACGCUCGAACAAAUCAGCGACCAGGCUGCAUUGCCCAACCUCAAUGCCAACUGGACAAAUGCAAAAGGAGCUUGGACCAUCCACAUUGUCCUGAUAGCUUGUCUCAAAAUCUUCUACGACGUGAUCCCCGGCGUCUCGCAGGAAACUUCGUGGACACUUACAAACAUGACCUACAUGUUUGGCUCGUAUCUCAUGUUCCACUACGUCCGUGGCGUCCCCUUCGAGUUCAACAGCGGAGCCUUUGACAACUUAAACAUGUGGGAGCAAAUCGAUAACGGAGCUCAGUACACGCCCACAAAGAAGUUCCUCCUCAGUGUCCCCAUCGUCCUCUUUCUCCUGAGCACUCACUACACCCACUACGACCUGGCCUACUUCAUCAUCAAUUUCCUGGCCGUCCUGGGCGUCGUGAUUCCAAAACUUCCAUUCAGCCACCGUAUGCGAUUUGGCCUCUUCUCAGGCCCACCGGGGGAUUAA